Fusarium coffeatum is the source of this 2031-nucleotide messenger RNA. RefSeq lists its product as uncharacterized. Gene Ontology annotation, molecular function: hydrolase activity; FAD binding; oxidoreductase activity. Lineage: Eukaryota; Fungi; Ascomycota; Sordariomycetes; Hypocreales; Nectriaceae. Bases 1 to 2031 code for a protein of 676 amino acids. The record is from RefSeq and is a predicted model, not a curated record. The transcript is spliced from 3 exons.
AUGGACUCUCUACCAUCUCUUCGACGCCUCGCCGUCGCUCUUCUCUCUCUGACUCCUGCAGUCUUGGCCCAGGACAAGGCUGAGGUCCUUACCAAGUGUCUCGACAAAGCUGGUGUCCGCAAUGUCAUCGACACGGACAGCUCUUGGGCUCAGGAAACUGUCAUGUUCCAGAAGCGUCUCAAGGCAGACCCAGAGGCUGUCGCUUUCCCCGAGAACCGUGAUGAAGUCGCCGCUUCUCUGAAGUGCGCGCGUGAGUCAAAGGUCAAGGCCAACGCUCUCGGGCCUGCGCAUUCAUUCCAAGGCAAUGGCUUCGGAAAUCCCGGAAACCUCGUUAUCAACAUGGCCGCCUUUGAUGAGGUCAGCUAUGACAAGAAGUCUACCCUUCUUACUUUCGGAGGAGGCACCCACGUCGGGCCUGUCCUCAAGUAUCUCUGGGAUACUGCUGGCCGCCACAUUCCUCACGUCCGUGGUGCACACGUUGGCGUCACUGGCUCUAGUAUUGGAGGAGGCUUUGGUACUACAUCGCGAUUCCUUGGAACUCCUAUGGACAACCUUGUUGAGAUCGAGUACAUGCUGUACAACGGAACCAUCGUCAACGCCAAGAAGGGCUCUGACCUUUUCUGGGCCGCUCAAGGCGCUGGUGCUUCUUACGGCAUCAUCCUCUCUACCAAGACCAAGACUCACAAGCCUCAGUUCGACAAGGCUAUCAACUUUACCCUCUCGAUGGGCGACCUUAGCCCCGAGGCUGGAGCCAAGGCUCUAAUCGCCAUUCAGGACUACUCCCUGAGCAAGGAUUGCCCCGAUACUUGGGCUUUCCGCUGGAGCAUGAACGCUCCUCCCUAUGAUGGCACUGGUUACUUCUACGGUAACCCUGACAAGUUUGACAGCGUCAUGGCCCCUCUUGUCAAGAAGCUCAAGACCAUCAACUCUAACGUUGCGGUCAAGAGCACUGUCCUUCCCUGGUGGGAUUUGGAAGUCGCGGUCGCUGGCCCGGGUAUGAACCAACCCAACGGUGGAGCUCUCGGAGGCCGAGCCUUCUACACCCAGUCUUUGACUACCACCACCGACCACCCUCUUACUGUCAAGCAAGCCCAGAUCCUUUUUGAGGGCACUACCCUUGCUUUCAACCGCACUGACAUGACCAAGUUCGGAUACAUGGACCUCUGGGGCGGUGUCUCCCGCUCUAUCAAGGACAGCGACACUGCCUAUGCUCACGGUUCGAACCUCUGGCUGAUUCGGUGGGAUUCGAAUGCUUUUGGCGCCUACCCCAGCGACGGUAUCGCCUAUAUGAGAGCCGGCAUCAAGCCCUUCGAGGAAGCUCUUGUCAAGGGCGGUGCUAAGCUCCGUGGCUUCGUCAACUAUGCUGAUACCGAGCUUACCGAGGCGGAAUGGAGCUCUCGUUUGUACGACGGCAACUACCAGCGUCUCAAACAGAUUAAGGCUCGCUACGACCCCGAGGGUCUUUUCAUCAACCACAAGCACAGAUUGGCCGACAGAUUUGCCAAGGAGGGUUACAUCACUGUCGCACCCGAUCUCUUCAGAGGUUCCCCUGCGCCAAGCGAUGAACCCAGCUUCAACGUGACCGAAUUUCUUGCCAAGUAUCCUCCCAGCGUGACUGAUCCAGUUGUCGCCAAGGCAAUCAAGUACAUCCGCCAGGAACUUAAAGUUAAAAAGGUUGCUGCUUCGGGGUAUUGCUACGGUGGUCGAUAUGUCUUCCGUGAGCUUGAUAAGAAGGGUGGCGUAGAUGUUGGGUUCACGGCGCAUCCUAGUUUGUUGCAGACUGAUGAGAUUCAAGCUGUAGCGAAGCCUGUCUCUAUUGCUGGUGCUGCCAAGGACGACAUCUUUCCUCAGCCGAGACAAGCAGAGACCAAUGCCAUUCUCACCAAGAUUGGCAAACCCUUCACUUCAACUCUGUACAGUGGUACGACUCAUGGCUUUGCGGUUCGUGCUAAUGCUUCAGAUGCUCAGCAAGCAUUUGCCAAGGAUGAGGCUUUCUACCAGGCUGUGCGCUUCUUUGAAGCCUGGGACUAG